Molecule: messenger RNA, 1826 nt
Organism: Parasteatoda tepidariorum (common house spider)
Lineage: Eukaryota; Metazoa; Arthropoda; Arachnida; Araneae; Theridiidae
Source: RefSeq, a predicted model, not a curated record
UCCAGCAGAUGGCAACAGUAAUCAUAACUAAUGAACUCGACACAGAUAUCUGAAAGUUUUGAUAAUAUGUAAUCAAGGUUAUUUCUUGACAUCUUCCUCGUGUUAGAAUGAUAAGUAAUGAAUGUAAAUAGUUAAACAGUGCAUUUGAAUUUAUGUUUUUAUUCUCUAUAAUAAUAAAAUAAAAUGGAAGCUGAAGUUAUCAUUGUUGGAGGAGGGUUAAGCGGGUUAUGUGCAGCUAAAUUGUUGAGUGAAUCUGGUGUUAGUUUCAUUUUAUUGGAAGCAAGAGAUCGAUUUGGUGGACGGACAUUAACAAAAAUUGUAAAAAAAAAUGAUGUAGAUCCUAAAGUUAACUACGUUGAUUUCGGUGGAUCUUAUUUCGGGCCCUCUCACAGACGUUUGAUUCGAUUGGCUGAAGAGCUUGGCGUGGAAACAUACAAAAUCAAUGAAUCUGAAGACAUCCUCCAUUAUAAUGGUAAAAGAACUCAGUUUAAGGUAUCUGAACUACCUAGGCAAAGAAAUCCAUUUGUCAACAGGGACAUUAAGCAUUUAAUGGAUUUAAUGGACAAAAUGGGAGAAGAAAUACCUGUCGAUGCUCCUUGGAAAGCUCCCCAUGCCGAUGAAUGGGAUACAUUGACUUUUAAAGUGUUUUUGGAAAAAAAUUGCUGGACAAAGAGCUGCGUCAAGUUCUUUAAUAAUGUCGUAAACGCACUUAUUACCUCAGAAAGCUACGAGGCCUCUCUGCUAAGCUUUCUGUGGUACAUCAAACUUUGUGGAGGAUGCAAAAAUGUUUUUUCUUCAUCAGACGGAGGACAGAGGCGAAAAUUCAAAGGAGGUGCACAACAAAUCUGUAAUAAAAUUGCUGAAAGAUUAAGAAAUUCUGUUAUCAAAAACAGCCCAGUUAUUGGAAUCGAUCAAAGCUCCAAAAACUCUGUUUUGGUGAAAACAUUGACUGGUAAAGAAUACAAGGCAAAGUAUAUUGUAUUAGCACUGCCUCCUAUGAUGCAAAUGAAAAUCCAUUUCACGCCAGAAUUACCAGCUUUGCGAAACCAAUUGAUGCAAAGAACGCCAAUGGGAACCGUUAUGAAAGCCAUCCUCUAUUAUUCGCAAACAUUCUGGCGUAAUAAAGGGUUAUGUGGUUCAUUUUGGAUCGAAGGCGGGAAGGAACAUCCUAUUUGUUUUACGUUUGAUGAUAGUAAACCAGAUGGUAGUCAUCCAGCUAUUAUUGGAUUCAUUUCUGCAGAUAAGCUUCGAGGUACAUUUCUUGAUUUAAGUUUGGAAGAAAGAAAAAUCAUUCUAGCUCGAAGUCUUGCUGAAGCAACGGAUUGUGAAGAAUUUCUAAACCCAAUUCAUUAUGAGGAAAAAAAUUGGAUGGAGGAGCAAUAUUCUGGAGGAUGCUACUUAGCGUUGUGUCCGCCAGGAUAUCUUACCCGCUAUGGAAGAACAAUACGUGAACCAAUCGAUAGGCUGUUUUAUGCCGGAACAGAAACUGCUGUAGAAUGGUGUGGAUAUAUGGAAGGUGCAAUCGAAGCGGGUGAGAGGGCUGCUCGAGAAGUUCUAUAUGUCAUGGGGAGGAUAACUCGGGACAAAAUAUUUCAGCCUGCUCUGGAAUCAACAGGUGUGGUAUCACAAUCACAGGGUGUGGUAUCAAGUGAAUAUUCUGAAACCGGGCCUAGCAUCGCCUACAUAAUAGCAUUGUCUGCUAUGGUGUUAGUGACAUUUAGUGUAUUGAAAAAUCCAAAAUAUCUAAAGAGUGGCUUUUUGUCCUGUUUCAAUGAGCUUUAAAUUAGUUUUCUUUGUUUAUAAAAAAAUAUUUCCUGUUGAAUUUA